GUAGAGGUACUUAUCCCAUAGGGCACGAGAUAAGCCUCCAUGCCCAUAGAUAAGUAACUGCCGGCUCAAUUGUCGUCAGAGCGACCUCCCGUGCAGACGCCUGCCAGUCGCCUCAGGAUGCGGACCCUAACAUUGUGCGUGUGCUUGCUCUUUGUAGUCCUUCCGAACACCACAGCAUCAGAUGGCUAUGAGGCUGCUGCAGUCAAGUCCAGUACAGAGUCUACAGAUGGCGGUGUAGUUACGCAAACUACAACACCGGCAGUGGUUGGAAAUGGCGCAACAUCUAUACCGUCUACAAAGGACGAGGCGGGUACGCCAACUAUAAAAACAAGAGAUUCCAGUGAAGAUAAGCAAACUGCAGCACCAAUAGAAACCGAAUAUGAAACAGAGACUAGAACGUCGGCAAAAGUCAAGGAAAGUGAACCAACUACAACAACCAAAGAUGCUCGUGACAAUAAACAAGCUACAGAAUCACCAAAGGCCGAUGGUGAUAUGAAAGCUACAGCAUGGAGAAAAGGCGAAGCAGGUACGUCAACUACAACAAUUGGAGAUGUCGGUGAAGAAACGCCAACUACAGUAUCAACAGGUGCUGGAGAUGAUCUAAAAACUACAUCAUCGACAUGGGUCAAUCCUCGUGCGCCAACUGCAGAAAGCAGAAAUGGCGAUGAAAAUACACAAACUACAGCAUCAACAGAGCCCGGGGUUACUGUAGAAACCACAGCAUCGAUAAAGCGCGGGGAAAGCUCGCCAACUACAACAACCGGAGAUGUCGUUGAAGACACGCAAACUACAGCAUCCACAAAUGCUAGAGAUAGUACAAAAACUACAACAUCGGAAAAAGACAAGGCAGCUGAACCAAGUACAACAAUCAGAGAUGUCGGCGACGAUAAACAAAGUACAAAAUCAACAAAGGCCGGAGAUGUUAUGAACACGACAGCGUCGAUAAAAGGCGAAGGAGGCGCGUCAACUACAACAACCAGUGACGCCGGCGAAAAUAAACAAACUACAGAAUCCACAGAGGCCGGAGAUGUUACGGAAACUACAGCAUCGACAAAAGACGAGGGAGGUAAACUAAAAACAACCACAAGAAAAGUCGGUGAAGGUACGCAAACUGCAUCAUCAACAGAGGCCGGAGAUGGUGUAAAAACUACAUCGACAACGGUCAAGCCGGGUGCGUCAACCACAAAAAGCAGAGAUGUUGGUGAAUAUACGCAAACUGUAGCAUCAACAAAAAUUAGAGAAGGUGUAAAAACUACAGCAUUGACAAAGGGCGAGGCAAGUGAACCCACAACAAGCACCAGAGAAGAAGGUGAAGAUACGCAAACUACAUCACCAACAUAUGCCGGAGAUGGUAUAACAACUACAGAAUCGGCAGAAAGCGAGGAAGGUACGCCAACUACAACAACCAGAGAUACCGGUGAAGAUACGCAAACAACAGCAUCAACAGACGCCAGAGAUGGUAUGAAAACUACAGCAUCAACAAAGCUUGAGCCGGGCGCGCCAACUACAACACACAGAGGUGGCGGUGAAUAUACGCAAACUACAGCAUCAACAGAGGUCGGAGGUGUAAAAUCUACAGAAUCUACAAAGGAGGGAGCAGAUGCGCUAAAUACAGCAUCCGCCGGGACAAAGCAACAUGCAGCAUCUACUGUACCAACCACAGGCAGUAUUUCAGAAGGCUCUUCGAAGGACAGAGCACCAUCAACGCCGUCAACACGUUCAGACCCCGAAAAGUCGACGACAGUGAGCAAGACGGAUUCUGCUAGUUCUGCAACUACGCCAGAAACCACGUCAGCCGGCACUUCUGAGGCGCCGACAUCAACCGAAUCAACGCCUAUUCCUGACAGGACAACAUGCAGCGAAAGCAAGACGAACGAGUGCCGCAGAACACCAUUUGGAAAGUGUGAAGUAGUCAACGGCGAGGACCAAUGCUCUUGCGAACCGCCAAUGAAGCUGCUGGGCAAGAAAUGCAAAUUGGAAAAAAAGAUACUCGUAAAGGUGACGUUCAAGGUGACUAAGAAAUCCCAAACUCUAUACAGCAACGACGAUGGAUGCCCGUCCGAUGAAGAUAUUAAAACAGAGAUUCGGCAGAUAUUGGAAGGAAAGGGAGUACACAUUACGGAGAUUAGCAACAUAAAAUGCGAGGGAGGCGAGGUGACGAUGGAUUUAGAAAUAGCUGAUGACGGCGAUAAUAAAAUAGAUGAAAAUGUAAAAGAAGCACUGCGAAACGCUCAACCGACGUUUGGAGACUUUAAUAUAGAAGGAGAUGGGAUUGACGCUACUCUUGUCGACCAGUGCCAGAACGGUCUCUCGCAACUGGGGAAAAAACUUGGAGGAUUAAAGUGCGAGAGAAAAGGGAAUGACUAUGUACUUGCUUGUGACGACACACGUAGCACUUACAUCGAAUCGGUGGAUAUUGAAGGUAUUCAAGUACACAUGUGUCAAGAUAAACCGUGCAGCGAAUACUGUAACGCAACACAAAACAAACGAUGCGUGCGGGAGAAGUGCAUCUGCAAACACGGGUUCGUCCCUGAGAAUGACAUUUGCGUCGAGGCUUGUAGACCAAAUAUUUGCAAAAACGGAGGCACCUGCCAACCCCACAGUGAAGUCCAAUUCAUGUGCAUAUGUCCAUCAAAAUUCAAAGGUCUAUUUUGCGAAGAAGAAAAUAAGGAAUUGCAUUCGGCAAAGUUGAAUAUUGUCAUCGUUGGAGUUGUGCUAUCGGCGCUACUUUUAUUGUGCUUCGUGGUGUCUGCGAGCAUCAUUUCAAGAAUGAAGAAAAAGAACAAUCUUCUCGCCCACGACUCAAAAGAUGUGGAACGAAGGCGAGAACUCCACGGCUACGACGGACCAUACAAUGCCAAUUCGUCUGCAUCUAAGCACCGGGAUCACACAUCGCUAUAAUUAUUACUAGAAUUCUUAUUUCAACAUCUCUCAUCAAUUAAUAUCUGAGCAAGCAUUCAUGGGUUCAUCCUUAAAAAAAUGCAAUAUUGUGUAGUUCUAAUAUAAGACAUAAACAACCCAGCUAAAUUUUAUCACCUUAUAUUAAACAAGAAAACUUGAAUUUUAUUCAACGCGAGGAUUGUCGUUGAUGACCUAAUCUGACCUAACCUAACCUAAAUGUUACGGCCGUUUAGUUUUUCGUCAAUGUCGUGGUGCACUGAUGUAAUUAUUUUUUUAGGUCAAUAAAGGACUUUUAAAGAUUUGUCGAAA
Molecule: messenger RNA, 3210 nt
Organism: Ixodes scapularis (black-legged tick)
Lineage: Eukaryota; Metazoa; Arthropoda; Arachnida; Ixodida; Ixodidae
Product: mucin-22
Exons: 14
Coding region: 118-2901 (927 amino acids)
Source: RefSeq, a predicted model, not a curated record